Molecule: messenger RNA, 9164 nt
Organism: Syngnathoides biaculeatus (alligator pipefish)
Lineage: Eukaryota; Metazoa; Chordata; Actinopteri; Syngnathiformes; Syngnathidae
Gene: nhsl2
Product: NHS-like 2
Exons: 10
Coding region: 1-3873 (1290 amino acids)
Biological process (GO): cell differentiation
Source: RefSeq, a predicted model, not a curated record
AUGCCUUUCUGCAAGCGUGUGAUCUUGCCGAGGGAUUUGUGCAAGCCCGGUUCCGGCGUCAGGACGUCGGAGCUGUUCGCGGACCUGGUCGACGUGUGCGCCUUCACGCUGGCCUCGGUGCUGCGCCAACUUUCCGACCUGUCCCGACACUCGCUGGGCGUCCUGGAGGAGCUGGAGGGCGAGCUGGCGUCCGUGUGCCGGAGGUCCGGCGCGCUGGAGGGCAGACUGGGCCGAGUGGUCGGCAUGCUCCGAAAGAACCAGCACACAGCCACCGUCGGACUCGAGGCGGAGAGCGGCAGGCGCGGAGGCAGCCGCGGCGGCGGCGACGGCGGCGGCAACCACCACAACCACGCCGGAGGAGGACGGCGGGGAAGCGGCGAGCUCGGCAACGGCGCGGCCCACUUCAGGUCUCCAUGGCAACAGAGCGUGAACGUGUUUGGCUCCUGGAGCAGACCCGAGUGUGUCGAAGAGCUCCACCAGCAGGCGCAGCUUAACCUCCAGAGCCUGCUGCAAGACUUUGAGGAGCAGCUGUGCGACGGCCAGCCGCCGGGUCAGACGUUCCGCCGCCCGCCCUCGCAGAGCUCCGACGACGCCUCGCCGGGCUCCCCCGGCAACAAGCGGCCCGACUUCAUCUUUCUGCCGGCCUCCAAGCAGCUCUACGAAGAUGAGACCACCAGCUCGGUCUUCGGACUGAGGUCCCUGGCCGGCCCGUCUCCCUCGCCUUCCCCGUCCCCCUGCGAGUCGGAUCGCCUCCCGUCGGGCUGGAGCGCCGGACCGCCCGUCGCAGAGAAACCGCGCUGGCACCUUGGUAGACGGGCGCCAGCUCACGCCACAGCAGGUGAAGGAGGAGGCAAGUUCCACGGUGCGGAUCUGCUCCAGCACUCGGCGUCCUUAUCCCCCUCUCCGGCGGAGCGCUUCCACCAGCCCCGCUCCCUGGAGCCCGUCGCUGACACCCCUCGUCAGAACCUCGCCCUGAGGAAGAUCCGCUCCAACCUCGACGCCGCCUCGCCUUCAGAUAUCAUCCCGGACCAACCGGGAACCAUGGACCACUCCGGCCUGCUUUACUCCAACGCUCCGUCCGGCGCCUGGAACGGACCGAAAGGCUCCACCUUCUCUCCCGGGGCCUGGAACGAGCCUUACAAUUACAUCGGCAAGAAAGGGCCGGCCGUUCCGCCCAAGCAACGCGGCGUCGUCGGCCGCGCGGGAGGCGGGGCUCACGAAGGCCUGACGUUAGUGAGCAACUCGCAGUCCGUCUCCUCCUCUCCCGCGUCGGACGCUUCCGGGAGACGGCGGGACGACGCGCCGGGGUUAGAGAGGAGGAGCGAGACGGAGGGGGCCGCGGCCGACGGCGGGACGGGGACGGGGAGGGGAAGGGGGAUGUCGGCGCGCUCCUUAGCCGCGGCGAACGCGUUCAAGUUCCGGGAACGUUCUCUCUCCACGCCCACCGACUCUGAUUCCUUUUGCUUUACCGAGGUUGGCACGGAGCGACCCGACGGGACUCUGGCAUCCACGGGGAACGGGACCGUGACAUCUACAGAGCACCGGUGGCAGCAUCCUAACUUUUUGGGUCUCGGUGAGAAUUACGCUCUGCUCUAUCCCAGAGGGAGCUCAGAAGACAGCGCCAGUACCGCGGACACGAUCUCCGUUUCGGCGUCGGACUACGCCGCCGAAGGACGCUUGUGCCUGCGCUCGCGGUCCAUCUCGCUGAAAAAGUCAAAGCGCAAGCCUCCGCCUCCAGUGAGGAGCGUGUCUCUCAUGAAGAACCUGGACCAGGCCGAGGGAAGGAUCCACCACGAGGGCGGUUUGCAUCGGGACGGACGCCCAAAGAGCCUGCACAUCCCGAGGGACCCGUUUCCAGACUUCCAGCCCGAUUUCCUUUUGCCCGCUUCUAGAUCAGGGGAGCCGGGCCAGGUAGCCUGCGCCGGACUUCCCGACCGGGAGGUCCGCGCUUCGGAAAAGGAGGCGGAGCCGACUUUCUCCUCUCACUGGCAGCUGGGGGAGCGGAAGAGCAAUGACCCCUACAGGUCUUUAUCGGGCUCCAGCACCGCGACCGGUACGACCGCGAUGGAACGCGUGAAAGUCAAAGGCAGUUGGGAGUCGCCGCUCGACUCGCCCGCCACCUCCGGAGCCACGUCGCCCUCGCACCUCCUCGCGGGAACGGACGUCAAGCCCGUUUCGCCCUUCAAGCCCCCGGGACUCGUGUCUCCAUCGAGCGGCUAUUCCAGUCAGUCGGAAACACCCACCCCUACCGUGCCGCCGGGUCAGACGGCGGGCGCGGGGUCGUCCGGGACGACGGGAUGUAAGAUGCGGCCAAAGAUCCCCGAAAGAAAAUCUUCGCUCCCUUCGCCGAAGGAUCCCGCCGCCAGGUCCAGAUUAUCCUUUGAGAUGCCAGGGAACGCCCAUCCGGAGCUCUCGUCAAUCAAGCCGAAGCAAAAAGCCAGCAGGCGGCAUUCGGACACGUCCGCCGCCGCGAAACCUGGAAAAAUCAGCCCCGGCUCUUCGCAGGUCCUCCCGACGGUCACCCAGAACGAACUGAAAAGAGUCCGUCUCCGUUCGGUCUCGCGAGGCGAUCUGGAGGACUGCCCGGACGGUGCGUCGGACACCAUCGAAGAAGAGCAGCAGCGCAGGGACUUUGAAGAUGACUCCAGCCCGCCUCCCGCUCAACCUAAACCCAAGCCGCCAAUUUCUGUCAAACCCCCUCUUCCGAAACGGCCCCUUAAUCUGCUCCUGAAGUCCCAGUGCUCCACGCCCACCCUCACCCUGGAUUCUCCCCCGGCGUCGCCCGUCGACCGCCCGGUUCCCCUGGGCAACAUUUACAAAGUCAUGAAGAAACCAAAACCCAAAAAAAGUCAAUCACAAAGUCUUUCCAACGCAUCCGCGAUCCAAGAUUAUAAUUCGACUCACGCCACCUCCAACCGGUGCCUCUUUGAUCUCCCGCCCCUUCCCGACCCCCAGCCUCUCCUGGAGGAUCCCGAUUCGGAGCCGGGAUUUGAUCCCGGCCUCCGACUCGGGCCAGAGGACGGCGGCUCGCUCCCUUCUCCUUGCAGUAAUCGGGAGGCUCCGGAACUCCCGGACAAGAGCAAGACUCUUCCUUCCAGAAUGACAAUCUCCUGUCUGGCAGAGCUCUCUGACAAAAAGAAAUCCAAGGUUCCACCCCCGGUGCCCAAGAAGCCAAACGUCCUACUCCUUCCUUCCUCCUCCGCCCACUCCUCAACUAACACCGGAACGGAGCGCCGGACCGCGGCGGCCGACAGCCCGCCGGGGCCUCCGUCUCCCGGAGAUCCUUUCCCCCCGGAAAAGAUUCCUAUAAGUCCUGAAACGUCGACGGAAGAUGAGAAUCACCUGGGAGCAGACGUCUCGACGGAGUGUUUGCUUCACUCUUCCCUGCCGCCGGAUUCCUCCCUCGCGGCGCCGGAUGAGAAAAGGGCCGCCGCGGGGAUUGAGGCAGACGACGACGACGACGACGACGACGGCGCGGCCGGCGACAAAACGGUGCUUCACAUCGCGGAGGAAACGGAUGAAGACUUCCCGGCCAGCGCGGCUGCAACGCACACCACCGAAGACCUGUUCACCAUCAUACACAGGUCCAAGCGGAAGGUCCUGGGUCGCAAGGAGCCUUCCGACUCCUUCGGAAGCCGCCAGAGUCUGACGUCCCCGGUCAAGCAGCUGAACCCCGGCCAGAGGUCCAGCUCCCGCAACGAGAACUUCAUGGCCUUGUUGCAGAAGAAGGGCAGUAAGUCUUCCAGCGCGGGGGCCAGGGUGUCCGCCGCCGAACUUCUCAAAAGCACAAACCCCCUGGCGCGACGCGUCACCGAUCUCCCGGGCGAGGCGGGGGAGGUCCAAUUCGGCCAAGGCAAAGUCAACGAUCAGUGAGGUGGUUCCGGUGAGGAUGAACUGGCAGCGAACAGUUUGGCUCCAACCGCCGGCUGACCAUUUGCACGGCCCGGUCGCGUCGUUGGACAAAAUGGUCCCCCGGCUGGGUUGGAGCCCUAACGUUCUCCGUCGAAGAGCAGAAAAGGGGGGGAUCCGGCGACGACGGACAAGUAGACUGAAAAGGGAUGUACGAAUACCACCUACAGAAGGGUACGGCUUGUUUAUCAGUCCUCCCCGAUUCCAACAACCCCCCCCGACGAAGACGGCGGCGUCACGGGAAUAUCCGUAAUAAUAAUCGGCGGCCGAUUUCUCGUCAAGAUCUCGGAAGCGGGAUUCUGCUCGGACACUCCCACAAACGGUCGAGAGGAAGCUGACCUUUCCUUUUCCCCGUGGCCCCACGCACACACUUUGUUCAGCGUCUUCUGCGCCAGUCGGACGUCGACUAUAACGUACAGCGUGUUGUGUACAAAGAACAUCUUCAGACUCCAAACGAAGACACUGCCCAUGUGAUGGACUCACACAAAGAACCCAAAUCUCUGCACAAUUGUGCGUGUGUGUGUGUGUGUAAGUAAUCAUCAUCAUCAUCAUCUUGCCUGCGGAGUUUCUGCAUGGAGAGCAUGAAGCAGGCUUGAGGCGGGUUAAUUUUUUUUUUUUUCGGUCUCCGGUGACGGGAGCGAGGGAUAAACACGCCAAACGAACCAGAGGGGACCUUUCAGUGUGUGCACCAGAGAGACAGAUUAAGCGCGAGAGAGGCGGGGAAUUGGAAAUUCGGUCCAAUUUUUGGGGCGCGGGCAGAUAGAUACUGAGCUCCGUGGGCAUAUUGAAGUAGCCGGCGGUCGACGGAACAAGGUAGUACCAGGUCACGUCGUCCGUUCCCACAGCGUCGCCAGAGCGGUGACGUUACAGGCCUCCGAACGAAAGCCCGUACGGCAGCUUAGAUCGUUCACUGCCGCCGACAAUCUCCCUUUGAAACACCGCAAGAGUUGCAGGAAGGAGAGACGGAGACACGUUGUCGACGUGAACUUUGGUGCGACAAUGGCGCAGAGGUGCCGUCGCCACCCGGUCCCCCGCACUGCCCCUCGUUGCCCCGGAGGUGCACUACAGCAAUUUCACUGCUCGUGUGGAAAAACACCUGUGAACAUUAGCCAACGAAAAGAGUGAUAAGAACAACAUCCAUCCAUCCAUUAUCUGGCGCUUUUCUGGGUCAGGUCGCGGGGGUGGGGGGGGGGAAGUAGUUUCAGCAGGGAUACCCAGACUUCCCUUUCCCCAGCCCUUUCUCGCAAAUCUUCCGGAGGGAUCCCGAGGCGUUCCCGAGCCAGCCGAGAGACAGAGUCCCGGGUCGUCCUCGGGGUCUCCGUCCGCCGGGACGUACCCCGGAACACCUCACCGGGGAGGCGUCCAGAUCGGACGCCCCCGCCCACCUCAUCUGGCUCCUCUCAAUGCGGAGGAGCAGCGGCUCGACACCGGACGACGGAGCUUCUCACCCUAUCUCUAAGGGAGAGCCCCGACACCCCGCGGAGGAAACUCACAACAACAACAAAAUGUGCGUACUUGGGUGUCAGACCCUCCCCGGUCAGAUCAAUUUCAUCUAAAGGCCUGCACUGUGACCGCUCGGACUGAUGACCUCCGAGAGACUUUGUGCUUGUCAACUCUCUGAAGCACCUCCUACCAAUGACUUUUCCGCUGGCCGUUUGGGUCGCUUUUCGGCCGUCGCCCUCGUCUUUAUCAUCGGCGGCUUCGCGUUCGGCGCGAGUACGGUCUCCUUCAAAAGCGAAGUCAGUCGUGGCGAUAUUGUGCGGGUGUAGCACGCCGUCCACAGCGUUCUCCAGAUGUUCGCACUCGGGAUCGCAACCGGUUACAAAUAACCGGUUUUCGUUUUUUUUAAAGGGUUUUAAACCGUAACGGGACUUUCGAAAUGGGUUGAAAUUUCCAAUCAUUUCAAUAUUCAAUAUUGUAUACAAACUACCCCAUUACCGCGGAGUAAAUUAACGAUCGACGGUGUAAGCGCCGGAGAAAAGGAGUCGGAGGCGGAGUGUCGGACACGGGAACAAAACUCGUUUUAUCGGCAGACAUCAAAAGACUACUCGCAUAACGGCGGGAACUCUGUGAACUCGUCACUCCGGAAGAGCAACAACAAAAACAGUCCGCGCGGAACCCCGCACCCCAAGUCGAGGGUGAAUUACGUAAACGCCACAACGGUACCGGUUUUAAAACGGGUUAAUUUAUUUAUUUUAUUUUUUUUUGCGAUCCCCAGUUCAUACCCAGAAGCUGCUAUGUUUUCUGUUUUAAUUCAUUUUGUCAACUCUUUUGACGUCUCUCGGGCGAGCUCUGACUUAUCGCUCUGAGGAUAGGGAGUGUGGUAACUUUCUUCGGGUAGACUGCGAACGGUAGACCCCGCCGUCCCCGCGAUCCGACCGUCCUGCCGUGUUUCUACUUGUUUUCUUUCCGCCUACUGAAACACUCCUGCCGUCGGGAGGCCGUAUCGAUUGACGCGCAUCCGUGGCACUGAAUUUGCCAGGCGAUCCGAGUUGUUUCUUCUUCCAACCCGUUCUCCAAUUGAAGUCUCUUCCGGUCACGGAGAAGUCUUUUAACCGGACCACUGACACUCGCCCUCAUUUGAUUUGUCAAGAUGUUGUACUUUUCUUGAAGGUUGAAAUUUGUCUUGUCUCGGUGGGUUUUUGAGGUCUUUGCGACUGGGCUUCUGGCGUGUCCAGCCUUGUUCCCGAAGACAGGUUUAACGUCGCCACACAGGCUCCGUCUUUGUUCUUUGGCCGCUCGACUUCUGAGCCGCGUCGCUCGCACCGUCUCCUCCGACGCUCGACAGCUGUCGGGCGCAGGUCGCGUCGUACUCGGCAGCCGAGAAAGGGCGUCGGCGUCGACCUCUCCGGGCCUGUACCGGAUUUCGAAAUGGAACCGCAUUCAACUUGGCGGCGCUCAUCACGUAGGUCAGAGGGUCGUUGUCCGUAUACACGGUGAAACGAGGAGCAUAAAAGCGUUAAACGACGGGUUGUCGGCGCCGAUCCCGGAUGACCCCCCCCCCCGAAUGGUGUUCAAACGCACGGAGAACGGUGCCGCGUCUCCGUCAAAUUUAAAGGGAACGAGGCGAGCGAAGCGGUCUGUGAACGGUCCGCCCGCCCGCCGACCUCUGCCGUCGCAGUCCACCUCCAGCGUAGAUUUGCGACGCCCCCCCACGAAGGAUUUACCGUGCUCAUUUCAGGAAAAUAGCGCCCCGAGAGGGAUUUUGUUAAGACCUUCAAAGAAAGCGUGGGGAUGUUUACGUACCGAUUUUUCCGUUUUCCCAAUAGGGAAAAGCCGAGGUCCUUUUUUGGAGAACCGGAUGGCUUUUCGACGGCCGAUUGGCCGCCCCGACGCGCGAGCUCCUUCCCUGACCUCUGCGCCGCUUUCGCCGUUCCAUUAACCUUCCCCCGCAUUUUGCGCAUCCGCACCGGGGGAAUGUCGAUGAGCAAGCGUGCGCCAAAAAAAAAAAAAAAAAAAGAGAGAGAGAGAGAGAGUGUUUUGUCCGCAACGGCGCAGAUGAGAAGGCGUGAAGGUUGCAUGACAGGAUGGACUGACUUCCUCUUUGCGUCCUCUGCCUGCGCAGCUGUUAGAGCUCCAUCUGGUGGUGGGAGGAUGCGCGCCAAACACUAAGUAAGCUGUCAUCGUGACUUAAAAUCGCCGCUUAUGACCACUUGUCAAAUGAUGCUUUCUUUUUUGAACAUUUAGUGCGCCCCAAAAAAAACUUGUACAGCUGUAUUUGUACGCCUUGUAUAUCAAGGAUGGGGCUGCGUUACUGCAGCGCUGUCUUUUUUUUUUUUUUUUUUUUUUUUUUUGAACGUUUCAUUUGUGCACUUGCAAGCAGAAGCGGGAGCAGCAAUGUUGACAAAGUUUUCCGACAUUAUCAGGAAAGAAUCCCGUCGGCGAAUUCCCGUAAACACCCAGCACGCGGGCACAUACUGUAAGUCGUCCUCUCUUCGCGUCAGAUAAUCUUAACAGCGAGGUUGUGCCGUCCGUCGGUUUUGUGUACUUUUAGUUCUAGGUCGUUUGACGCGAGCAUGCCGCGCACGACUCCAGCUGACGACGAGCUUGUUGUAAGAUUCCCCCCCCCCCCCCCCCCGACCCCCCCCCCCCCCUGCUGUCCCCUAUCCAACCGGUAGAUGAGGCAAGAUAGCACCCAGUAACAUUUGGGUGUAGCGCUUAGAGCAACAAAAGAGACAGAGACCGUUUAUUGGAGUUCUAUUUUUUAUUAUUAUUAUUCCUCGUGAGACAAAAAAAAAAAAAAAAAAACAUAUUUAAAAGAAUAUUCCGUGGAUGUAUUAAACGCCCUCACGGGCCGUCCGGCGGUUUGGUGCGCAGCUGCCCGGGAUAAGCGCCGCAUUCCCACAUGCCAGUGCCAUGAAGUGAUUCUAUCAUAAAUAAAUUAUUUUUCUUGCGUCAAAACAAUGUCAGCCUUUGUUUGUUUCGGCCGUCGUUCCGCGAAGACACAAUUUGGACCUCCCGAUUUGAUAUCAGGGCGGACUUGGAGACCAAGCCGUUUUCUCUUAUUCUUUGCCUCUUCCACUUCCACUUCCAGUUUCAUCACUUGAAUCUCCAUUUUUGUGUACCCGUACAAUCUGCUGUGAAAACCGUCCAAUCUCCUUUGAGCGCAUUAGCUUCUUUUUUCAAUCCAACAGCCUCCGCCACUUUUACGCGAUUUGGGAACCGCGCGCAAAUAUUUCGGAGCGAACGCCGCAAUUAAGCGUCCUCUAGUUCCCAUCUUUGUUAAAAUAGCGUUGGGUUGGAUUUACCGCUUUUGUACGGAAGGCGUUUGAUCACUUAUUGAAUAUCAUAAUAGCGUGCUGAUUUGUUCAUAGACUAACAUGGUCUUUGUCUUCACGUGUAAGUACUGUUGAGUGCACUAGUUGACGUUCACCUGUAGCAUUUUACUAGUCAGCGGCAUGCACGUUUCUGGACACUAGUAGGACAAGCGCACGUUAUCAGUACCAUGAGUGAAGGGCUUAACGGUAACCGCUGCGAUUUUCCGCGCUAUCGCACAGUCCUGCGUCAGCAGUUGUUCUACUAGCGCGGGGUAGUCGUUCUCACAUUGUCACUCGUAAAAGGAUUGUUGUGACACUAGUAGGAUAUUUAGAAAGGCUUAAAAGGCUUUUGACGGCAUGGCUCAUCAGGGCCAAAGAAGCAAGCGCCACGCUUCCUGUUUCUGACAGCAGAGAGCACGACGUGCUAUCUGUGAACCACACACACGGGAAAAACUGAUGAGCGCGGCCUGGGUGGCAUGGGGGGGUGGUGGGUUCGGG